Messenger RNA from Saccoglossus kowalevskii, 1726 nucleotides. Its product is annotated as katanin p60 ATPase-containing subunit A1-like. NCBI's taxonomy places the organism in Eukaryota, Metazoa, Hemichordata, Enteropneusta, Harrimaniidae. The record is from RefSeq and is a predicted model, not a curated record. Gene Ontology annotation, cellular component: microtubule cytoskeleton. Gene Ontology annotation, biological process: microtubule severing. Gene Ontology annotation, molecular function: microtubule severing ATPase activity; ATP hydrolysis activity; microtubule binding.
AACUGGUCGUGUUUCCCUGGACUAUGGUGGUGUUGCAGAGGAAGCAUUCCAACUCGGGCCUAUCAGGGCUCUCAAUUCAAGAGGGUUGUUAGGAAGGCCCUCGCCACAGUAUCGUGGUGGUGCUCGUAAAGAACCAUCACAUCGUCAAGAACACAAACCGUCAUCACAUCGUAACCCUCCUAGUCGUUCGGCUGCACAAGGUAAACCUGGACCAUCCUAUGGUAAUGUUGAUAGACGUGGGGGAGAUCGAGAUCGGGACAGGGGACGAGGAGGUGGAGACAGAGGGAAAAGCGGUAAAAGUGAUAAGGAAAAGCGCAGUCCAUCCAAUGAAGGCGAUGAGAAGAAGUUUGACCCCACAGGUUAUGAUAAAGAUUUAGUUGAGAAUUUAGAGAGAGACAUUGUACAAAGAAACCCCAAUGUACACUGGGGUGAUAUUGCAGGUCUGGGUGAAGCAAAGAGACUGCUAGAAGAAGCCGUAGUCUUGCCGUUAAUUAUGCCAGAAUUCUUUAAAGGUAUUCGUAGCUGGAAGGGAGUCAUGAUGGUUGGACCCCCUGGAACGGGAAAAACUCUCUUAGCUAAAGCUGUAGCUACUGAGUGUGGUACCACAUUUUUUAAUGUCAGUUCAUCUUCUCUCAGUUCAAAAUAUCAUGGAGAAUCUGAAAAACUUGUUAGAAUUUUAUUUGAAAUGGCCAGGUUCUACGCACCUAGUACCAUAUUUGUAGAUGAAAUCGACUCCAUAUGCAGUAAAAGAGGAACAGCCAAUGAACAUGAAGCCAGUAGACGUGUUAAAUCAGAACUACUUAUACAGAUGGAUGGUGUCGCUGGAGCAACCGGUGUAGAAGAUCCAACACAACAAGUGAUGGUGCUAGCAGCUACAAACUUCCCAUGGGAUAUUGAUGAAGCACUGAGAAGGCGUCUUGAAAAAAGAAUUUUUAUUCCAUUACCCUCAACUGAAGGUAGAGAACAGUUAUUACAAAUCAAUCUACGUGAGGUGUCGUUAGCGGACGAUGUAGUCAUGUCGUCAAUUGCUGAACAACUAGAAGGUUAUUCCGGUGCUGACAUCACUAACGUAUGCAGGGAUGCCUCUAUGAUGGCAAUGCGUAGACGUAUUCAAGGAUUACGACCAGAUGAGAUUCGUAAUAUUCCAAAAGAUGAGCUUGAUCUUCCCACCAACAUGGCAGAUUUCCAGGAAGCGAUUAAAAAAGUAUCCAAAUCUGUUGGACAAGAAGAUUUACAGAAAUAUGAAAAAUGGAUGGAGGAGUUUGGAUCAGUUUAAAAAUGCAUUAACAUGUGGUGAUGUUCCAUCGGUGGCGGACUUUAGUGGACGAGUACAAAUGCAGCUACUGCUUUUGUCCUGGAUCAUUGGCCAACUUUUCCAGAAGUCUGACACUGCUGUUUGUUUAAUAUGUAUAAACUAUCUGUUUCUGAACGUAAAACAACUUGUGAAAAAGCUGAAAAUUAAAAAGUGCUCGGAUACUACAUGUACUUAAGUAAUGAACAGUAGCACCAAAACGUCUCAACGCGUCCGGUCAAUAUGGCUGACACUACACCGACCAGAUGUACAGAAUGUAUGAUUUUUGCACUGCUUGUUUGCUGUUGAAUGCAUUUACAUUGACUGUAGUUUUGCUGUAAAAUGUGUUGCGUAAUAAAAAUGGAGAAGAUAGACGUGACUUGUGUCAAUGUUUUUUAUUGUAUAUACAUAAAUAAAUAGUACAUGUACAAUACA